AUGUCCACGCCAAAGCCAACAACUGCAGCCACCACAACCACCACAACAGCAGCAGCGCCCAUCUGCACGGAUGGGGUGAGCACCUCUGCCAUCAAGCGGUUCAUGUCGCAGAUCAAGGAUUAUCACCCCAACAACUAUGAGGAGGUGACCACAUACGAUGCGUGCCUUAAGCCUGUGCUCCACCGCACGAAGGAAUGGAAGUGUUCGUACAUCGACCUGCUGCGCAGAACCAAACCAGAGGAAGUGGGACCAGCCACUGUGUUCGUGUCGCACGCAUGGCAGUACAAGAUCUCCGACGUCCUCACCACCAUGCUGGAGUACGCCGAGGAGGAGGAGGAGAAAAAGCGCAAGGAUGAAGAUGGAACCAAGAAGGAGACGUUCUUCUGGUUUGACCUCUUCUGCAACAACCAGCACAAAGAAUCGCGCAUGGGCCUGUCGCCAGAACAGAUUGGCGCCCCGUUCAAGAACGCCAUUGCAUCCAUUGGCAAGGUGCUGCUUGUGCUGACGCCAUGGAACAACCCCGUCCCACUGACACGCGCGUGGUGCUUGUGGGAGAUCUUCUGCGCCAUCAGCCAGAGCAGUGAUGACGUCGGAUUGGAGAUCAGACUGCCGCAACACCAGCGCACGAAGCUGAGGGAAGCUGUUGUUGAUAGCUUUGACGCCGUCACCAACAUGCUGGUUGAGGUGCAAGCGGAGAAGGCAGGCGCAAGUGUCCCAGCAGACAAGGAGAUGAUCUUCCGGGCGAUUGAGGACACUGUGGGCUUCGCUGGAGUGAACAAGGCGGUGAAAGGACAGAUGCGCGCCUGGUGUUUGACGAUGGCAAGGUCAUUCGUGAAGGAGCUGGAAGACUUGGGUGACCACAACGGAGAGCAGUACUCGUUGCUGUGCAGUCGAGUUGGAGCAGUCAUGCUCAGUUUUGGCGAACAUGAUGCUGCCAUGAGGUUUCACAAGAAGAGCCUGAAGGCUUUGCGCGACCAGUUUGGGGAAACACAUCCAUUCACAGCAACUGCGUACCACCACAUUGGCAACGUGCACGACAAGAAGGGUGAGUACGAUCGUGCCAUCGAGAACUUUGAGAAAGCACUCAAGGUCCAGUGUGACACCCUUGGUGAGAACCACUCCUACACGGCAGCCAUCUAUCACAGCUUGGGGCUGACGUAUCAUAACAGGGGAGAGUACGAUCGCGCGCUCCACUUUUACAAGAAGGACCUCCAUAUUACACUCAGCGCACAUGGCGAGAACCAUCCUUCCACGGCGACUGUGUAUCACAAUUUGGGCCAGGUGGUCCACAAACAAGGAAAGUACAAUGAAGCGACUGAGUUCUACAAGAACAGCUUGCAGAUCAAGCUGGACACGCUGGGCGAGACGCACCCAUCCACAGCAACUACGUACCACAACCUCGGCCAAGUGUUUCAGAGCAAGGGCGAGCAACAACGCGCAAUCGACCAUUACACCAAGGCCUUGAAGGUCAUGCGUGAGACCUUGGGCGAGGGACACCCCACCACCGCAACCGUGCUCAGCAACUUGGGCGACGUGCACAGCAGCAGUGGUGAGCUUGACCGAGCGGUUGCAUACUUCAAGAAGGCGUUGCAGAUUAACAUGGACACGCUUGGCAAGAAGCAUCCUUCAUACGCAGCCACGUCCCACAACUUGGGGCGAGCGUACGACAAACAGGGCAGGCAUGAUUGUGCGAUCGAGCUCUACGCGCAAAGCCUGCAGGCAAUGGUGGACACGCUGGGAGAGAACCAUCCGUCCACCGCAACCGUGUGCCUCAGCCUUGGCGAUGCGUACACGAGGAAAGCAGCGUAUGACCGUGCAAUGCAUUAUUACAAGCGGGGUUUGACCAUCUUCCUGGACACAUGCGGAGAGAAGCAUCCUUCCACCGCUCUAGCGCACGAUCACGUGGGCAAUUUGUAUGUCAGCAAAGGCGAGCAUGCGCGUGCCAUUGAGCACUUCAAGAAGGCGCUGCACAUCAACAUCGAUACGCGUGGUGAGCAGCAUGCCUUCACCUCGGCCACUUAUUACAGCUUGGGCAGUGCGUAUUACGAGACGCACCAGUAUGAUCUUGCAGUUGAACACCUCAAUCAGGCCCUUCUUGCCGGGAAGCACGAAUCCACACCCGCCAUUUUCCGCCAGCUGGGCAACGCGUAUUACAAGAAGGGCGAAUACGACCGAGCGAUCGACCACUUCAACAAGGCACUGCGGAUCAAGUUGGACACUGUUGGCGAGAUGCACGCCUCCACUGCCGCCAUCCUCCACGACCUGGGGGACAUGUACAUCAGCAAGGGCGAGUGUGACCGCGCCAUUAACUACUUUGAGAGGGCUCUCGACAUCAAGGUGCAAACCCUUGGUGAGAAGCACAAGUCCACAGCGACUACAUACAACAGCUUGGGCAGCGUGUAUGAACGCAAGGGCGAGUACGAUCGCGCUAUCCACUGCUACACCAAAGACCUCGAGAUCGCGCUCAACACGCUCGGUGACAAGCAUCCGUCCACGGCAACGGCAUAUCACAAUUUGGGCGAUGUGUACGAGAGCAAGGGCGAGUACAAGUUGGCCAUGGAAAACUACGAGCGGAGCAUUCAAAUCAAAGUGGCCACGCUGGGCGAGAAGCACGCGUCUCUAGCAAGGACGCUGAACAACCUUGGCAGUGUGUAUCACGCCCAAGGCGAAUGCGCUCGCGCGCUGGAGUGCUUCGAAAAGGCGCUGCAUAUCAAAGUUGACACACUUGGCGAGAAGCAUCCUUCCACAGGAAUCACGCACGGGUACUUGGGGAGCGUGCAUAGUGAAAUGGGCAGUUAUGAAGGUGCAAUCGAGCACUUCCAGAACGCACUGCAGAUCCAGGUGAACACGCUGGGAGAGAAACACACGGACACGGCAACCACAUAUCACUACUUGGGCACCGCGUAUGCUGACAAAGGCGAGCAUGACCGUGCCAUCGAAUGCUUCAGGAAGGCGCUGCAAAUCAACAUGGACGCGCUCGGACCUGACCACCUGUCCAUCGCGUUCACCUCAAACAGCAUCGGCAAGACCUUCGCCAACCUGUAUGAUUUCGGCAAUGCAAUUCCGCACAUCAGCCGGGCCGUUGACAUCUUUCACGCGAGGCUUGGACCCCGUCAUCCAGAAACAAUGCAGGCGGUCAAAUGCCUCGAGAAUGUGCGACAAGCCGCGCGUUCAAGUUCAAAAGUGUCACUGCACCAAUCCACACUGUGAUUGUGUGUGUGGGGGGGAGGGUGUGUGUGUGUGUGUGUGUGUGU
This is a messenger RNA of Salpingoeca rosetta, 3254 nucleotides long. RefSeq names its product mbre TPR repeat protein. The transcript has 2 exons. Gene Ontology annotation, molecular function: protein binding. The record is from RefSeq and is a predicted model, not a curated record. NCBI's taxonomy places the organism in Eukaryota, Choanoflagellata, Craspedida, Salpingoecidae. The coding region runs from base 1 to 3210 and encodes 1069 amino acids.